This is a messenger RNA of Fraxinus pennsylvanica, 2337 nucleotides long. Lineage: Eukaryota; Viridiplantae; Streptophyta; Magnoliopsida; Lamiales; Oleaceae. The record is from the annotation of a GenBank genome assembly.
AUGGAUUUAACUGUGAAGAAUUUUCCUAUAUUUCUUUUGGUUCUUCUUCUUCUUCCUCUCCUGGCUUCUUGUAAUGAGAAACAGGUGUACAUAGUGUACCUCGGAGAACAUAGUGGAGAGAAAACAUAUAAUGAAAUUGAAGAAAACCAUCAUUCAUAUCUGUUCUCUGUGAAAGAAACUGUGGAAGAUGCUAAAUCUUCUCUUAUUUACAGUUACAAGUCCAGCAUCAAUGGCUUCGCAGCAUUGCUCACCCCAGAUGAAGCCUUCAAACUGUCCGAGAUUGAGGAAGUGUUGUCUGUAUUGCGGAGCCAGUCGACAAAGUACUCUUUGCAGACUACAAGGUCAUGGGAAUUUUCCGGUUUACAACAACUACAAGGAAGUAAAGGGUUUCAAUUGAAGGAGGACCUGUUACUGAAAUCAAGAUAUGGCCAAAAUGUUAUUGUUGGCAUGCUAGAUAGUGGUGUGUGGCCAGAAUCAAAAAGCUUCAGCGAUGAAGGAAUGAGACCCUAUCCAUCAUCAUGGAAAGGAAUCUGUCAAUCAGGAGAUGCAUUUAACUCAUCAAACUGUAACAAGAAGAUAAUAGGUGCACGAUACUACAUCAAAGGUUAUGAGGCACACUACGGCCCUCUUAACAGAACAUUGGAUUAUCGAUCCCCUCGUGACAAGGAUGGACAUGGAACUCACACGGCAUCAACAGUUGGAGGCCGAAGGGUUCAAAAUGUUUCCGCAUUGGGUGGAUUUGCCCGUGGCACUGCCUCAGGUGGCGCGUCACUUAUCCGACUGGCUAUCUACAAAGUCUGUUGGGCAAUGCCCGGAAGAGGGAAAGAAGAGGGAAAUACGUGCUUUAUGGAAGACAUGUUAGCCGCCAUGGAUGAUGCAAUUGGUGAUGGUGUUGAUGUAUUAAGCAUUUCAAUAGGGAGAAAGGAUCCUGUUUCCUUCAAUGAAGAUGGUAUUGCCAUUGGAGCACUUCAUGCGAUCAAGAAAAAUAUAGUGGUGGCUUGCAGCGCUGGGAACUUUGGCCCUGAACCAGCUACGUUAUCUAAUACGGCUCCCUGGAUUAUCACAGUUGGUGCUAGUAGCAUCGACCGGAAGUUUUUAGCACCCAUUGUGCUAGGAAAUGGCAUGAAAAUUGAGGGACAAACAGUAACUCCAUAUAAGAUGGAAAAAAAGAUGUAUCAACUAGUUUAUGCAGCCCAAAUAGUCAAUGCUGAUGUGCCAAAAAAUAUCUCUGGGCAAUGUCUACCUGGUUCACUUUCACCCAAUGCGGCAAAGGGGAAGAUUGUAUUAUGUUUACAUUGGAAUGGAACAAGAGUGGGAAAAGGUUGGGAAGUGAAAAGGGCUGGUGGGAUUGGUUUCAUCUUGGGAGAUAGUAGAACAAGUGGAGCUGAACUAGUAGCUGAUGCUCAUAUUCUUCCGGCCACUGGUGUCAAUUACAAAAAUGCUCUCAAAAUUCUAAACUACAUCCAUUCUACAAAAACACCGAUGGCCUAUAUAGUACCAGCUACAACAGAGUUAGAGAGCAAGCCAGCACCAUUCAUGGCUUCCUUCACCAGUAGAGGCCCGAGCACAGUUUCACCCAAUAUUCUCAAGCCAGAUAUUACGGCACCUGGGCUAAAUAUAUUGGCUGCAUGGAGUGAAGCUUCAUCUCCAACAAAACUAGACCAAGAUCAUCGUGUGGUCAAAUAUAAUAUCCUAUCAGGAACAUCUAUGUCCUGCCCACAUAUAGGUGCAACGUCUGCACUUCUGAAAGCUAUACACCCGAGUUGGAGUAGUGCUGCUAUAAGAUCUGCUCUGAUAACCUCAGCGGAACUGAAUAACAAUUUAGGCAAGCCAAUAACUGAUGCAUUUGGCAAGCCGGCAGAUCCUUUCCAAUUCGGAUCGGGUCAUUUUAGGCCAACGAAAGCUGCUGAUCCUGGACUCGUGUAUGAUGCAUCAUACAUGGACUAUCUUCUUUUCCUCUGCAGCAUUGGGAUUAAGAACUUGGAUUCUUCCUUCAAGUGUCCUAUAAAGCCACCCUUUCCUUCUAAUCUCAAUUAUCCAUCCCUCGCCAUUCCCAAACUCAAUGGCACCUCUACUGUCGAGCGAAGAGUCACAAAUGUUGGCAGCAGUAAGAGUGUCUAUUUCGUCAAAGUUAAACCACCACCGGGAUUCUCCGUGAAGGUCUCACCUUCAAUUUUAUUCUUUAAUCAUAUUGGCCAGAGGAAGACAUUCACCAUCACAGUAAAAGCAAACAAGGUAAACAAAGGCAUGGGGAAAGACAAGUACGCAUUUGGAUGGUAUACAUGGUUUGAUGGAAUCCACAAUGUCCAAAGUCCUAUUGCAGUUUCAGUCGCGUAG